AAUACAAUACAAUGCGCUGAAAGAAUCUAAAAUCAGAAGCGCGUACAGGUUUUUGCUGCACGACGUCGCGUUGGCAAGAUCUCAUACUGCAACAAUACGAAUGCAAUCAUUCAGUCUCCAUACCUGUUAUCGACAAUGCCUAGCGAGGACGGCUCGGCAGACGUCGCGGACGGGGCACGGCCUCCUGAGCAGAGGAAGCAGCGCUCGGCCAUAUAUCUUUGAUGACAGCCUGCCGGGCCCCGGCCCCUCCUCCCUCGCGGCCGCGGUCGCUGCCCCGAGCGCCACGAGCAACAGCGGCAGCGGCGCGGGGCCGAGCGCUAGCGGGCGCGGCAGCGGAGGAUCCCGGCGGGUGAACUCGCAUGGACAGCAACAGCAACGAAAGCGGGCGGCGUCAGCGGCGUCAGGACUGGAGGACGACGAGGGCGGGGACGCGCAGCCGCCUGCUUCUGCAUCCAUUCUUGAUUUGGCUGCAAGCGCACCCUCGCCGGGCUCUGACUCCGACUCUGAGCCGUUCAGCCCAUCCAUACAAAGCGCAGGGCGCCGCUCCGGUGCCAAUGGCGCGCGCAAGGAAGGCGCACGGUCCCAGCAACUACAGCAGCAGCAGCAGCAGCAGCAGCAGCGGCCGCAGCAACAACCGCAGCGACCGGGCGCGGACGCGAGCAGUUCCUCGUCCUCUGCACCAACGGGCGCUCGGCGGUUCCGUAGCGCAUCGGCCCCUGGCGCUGAGUCAGCGCCCGCAUCCACCUCGACCCCCACGCACUUAAGAGGCAAGGCCGCUGCAACCGCCGCCGCUGGCGCCGCUGGCGCCGCCGGCGCCGCUGGCGCCCUCCGCAACAGCAACAGCAGCAGGGGCGUUGCAAGGCAGGAGCAGCAGCAAGUUGAUGCAAGGGAGGCGGAGGAGGAGGACGACGAGGCCGGCGCGCCGCCGCCGCGCUUCCUGCGACUGCCUGACGGGCGGCAGGUGGUGCCGCUGCGGCCCGACACGGCGGCGGCGGCGGCGGCGGGCGCGCUGUCGCGGGCACUGGGCAUAGAGGGCAAGGCUGUGGUCCGCUUCGACGGCGCCGCGGGCGGGCUCAAGGGACUGCGUGUGCUGACGCUGGCGCACGCCUUCAUGGGCGCCUUCGGCCGCGGCCUGUCCUUCGUGGUGGACGUGCGCCAGGCGCUGCCCUCUGCUGCCGAGCGGCCCCAGGCCGGCGACGUGUCGUUCGGCUUCCGAGCCACUGCCCGCUCGCGGCCGCUGGAGGCGCACGAAGGCCAGCUGCCGACCGCGCUGCGCGAGGCUCGCUUCAUGUUGGACCUGUCCAUCAACGUGCGCCAGGCCUGGGACUGCAAGGGGGACAUUGACGAGGAGCAGGCCUACGACCUGGCUGACACCUUCUAUGCGGCUCUGGCGGCGCAGCAGGCGGAUGAGGACGCGGAGGCCGCAGCCGCCGAGGCCGCGGGCGGCGCCCGGGCGCGGCAGGCGCGCCAGCGGCAGCAGCAGGCUGCGGGCGGCGGCGACCUGCCGCCGCCGGGCGUGUUCGUGACUGCGGACCUGGCGCAGGGGCUCACCACCUUCACAGCGCUGGGGCUGUUGCAGAAGCGGCUGCGGGAGGAGGGCCAGAACGUGGUGGUGGAGUCGACCAUGUAUCGAGCCUCUUCCUCCGCGCCCCGCCUGGACGGACGUGACGGCUGGAUCUUUGCGCUGCGCCUGGGCCGGCCGGGGCCCUACAUGUCCGGGCCUCGUGGGGUUGGCCAGCAGACGCCGCCUGGGGGGAGGGAGUAGUGCGUGCAAGCAAGAGGCAGGCGGGAGCAGCUUCGGCACAGGACAAGUGUAGAUGUGUGGCUUUGUAAGGACGUGGCCAGGGGUGGUGGGCUGUGCAUGUGUACGGUAACAGGGCAUGCGAUCCGCUUGGAUGCUGUGGGCUUUGGGCUCUGCCCGCAUCUGGACGCGUGGCAUAGAGCGAGGUUGGACAGUGUGGAAGUGGGUCAGUGCCCUCAUCAGAAUCUGCGGCUGUGGGGGCGUGUGUACGUGUCCCUCACUCCUGAAGCUGUACAGCACACACAACGGCUGCGAGGUGCGGUGGGGAUGUGCGGGGGAAGACGGGGAGAGAGCGCGGGCACGUGGUUGCAGAUGGGACCCAGACGUGUGGUUGGCCAGGGCUACGCCGGCUAGCUAGCUAGCUGCACGCAAGGCGCGGUACGGUAGAGUGCAGGGCGGAGCGAGCUUGCUCAGAGGUAUGGGCACGGGCGUUGGGCUUCCGGCUGCAGCAGCAGCGGAUACGCAUGCCCAAAAAAAUGCUACUUGCUUACAUUAGUGCCGCAACUCGCGUCAGCAAGUCCCUCUUGUAACCAAAGAAAUUC
Messenger RNA from Chlamydomonas reinhardtii, 2343 nucleotides. RefSeq lists its product as uncharacterized. NCBI's taxonomy places the organism in Eukaryota, Viridiplantae, Chlorophyta, Chlorophyceae, Chlamydomonadales, Chlamydomonadaceae. The coding region runs from base 101 to 1765 and encodes 554 amino acids. The transcript has 9 exons. The record is from RefSeq and is a predicted model, not a curated record.